AUGCACAUUAAGAAAAUUGUCAUUCAAGGUUUUAAGACGUACAAGAAUACAACAGUGGUUGACGAUUUGUCCCCGAAGUUCAAUGUUGUUCUAGGGAGAAAUGGGUCCGGGAAAUCCAAUUUUUUCUCGGCUGUACGCUUUGUCUUGUCAGAUGCUUACACAAACAUGAGCAGAGAUGAACGCCAGGGACUAAUCCAUGAAGGUCUGGGUACUGUAAUGCUGGCUUUCGUGGAAAUAGUAUUUGACAACGGCGAUGGGAGAUUUCCAAUUGGUCGCAAUGAAAUUUCAAUACGUCGAACGAUUGGUCUAAAGAAAGAUGAUUACUCGUUAGAUGGAAAACUGGUUAAUCGCUCAGACGUGGUGAAUUUAUUGGAGUCUGCAGGAUUUUCCAGAUCUAAUCCCUACUAUAUUGUGCCUCAGGGUAAAAUUACAGCUCUCACCAACUCAAGAGAUUCAGAUAGACUAAAACUUUUGAAGGAAGUUAGUGGCGCAUCGAUCUUUGAACGUAAACUCAAAGAAUCCAUGAAAGAGAUGAAAAAUAAUGAUUACAAAAUUGAACGAAUUGACGAAGCAUUGGGAGCAAUCAACGUCCGUCUCGCGGAUUUGCAGAUUGAGUCAACUGAUCUACAGAGAUUUCAAGGGCUUGAAAAGUUACGCAAAAUCUAUGAAUUCAACUUAUACGACCGUGAACUCCGCAUGUUGCAUCUGCUGAUUUAUACCUUCGGAGAAGAAUAUUUGGAGAUUAUGAGACAUCUCGAUGAAAACUUGAAAGAUUUAGAGCUGCGUGAGAAUCUCUGUCUGGAGCUCACGCAUACAAUUAAUGAACUAAAGACGCAACUAUCGAUCAACGAUCUUGAAAAGGAUCAACUCAAGUCGGAGUUUGAGGGGCUUUUAGCGGAUGUUACUGUCAAGAAAGUUACUUUGAGCGAGUGGAACGACGCGCUUGCCUUGAAAGAGGAAGGCAAAACUACACGAAUUUCGACGGAUAUUGAAAAUGUUUUACACAAAUUGGAAGAUAAUGAGCGUUCAAUUGCCGAGCUUAAACCAAAACUCGAGCGGUUGCGGAACGAAGAAAGCAACUUAAAGGAAAAGUUAAUGGUUGCAUCUUCUACUCGACGCAAUUUAUACUCGAAGCAAAAUCGCUUCAAAAAGUUUACACAUAAGGAAGCGCGUGAUGAGUGGCUUCAAACUCAUAUUGUUCAAGUUGAAAGCAACAUGGCCAAAAAAACCAGGCUCCAUUCUGAAGUCUCCGAGGAAAUAUCCAAAGCUCUUAAUGCCAUUGAGUUAUUGCGUAAUGAAAAAAACGCAUUGGAAGCGGAAGUUGACGACUCUGCAAGCGCACAAGCUAAAGAUCGCCUUUCAAAACGCCUUCAGGAACUCCGCACAAGCAUGGAUAAGCUUGUUGAUAAAAGAAAACAAUUAUGGAGGGAGGAAGUUCGCUAUAAGGGUUUAUGCGACUCUCUCAUGAAUGAUGUCAAUAAGAGCAAACAUAUGGUCAAUCAAACCAUGUCUAGACAGCAAGCCUUAGGUAUUGAAACCGUGCGGCGUCUUGCAAAUGAAUUGGACCUUACUGAUAAAGUGUUUGGAACCGUGGCUGAAUUACUCACGGUGAGCGAUAGGUACAGGGUUGCAACUGAAGUGAUUUUGGGAAACGCAUUAUUCGAUAUCGUGGUCGACACUGAUGCAACUGCGACCUUAUUGAUUGAUAAAAUGAGUCGUGCAAAGAUCGGUCGAGUUACUUUCAUCCCACUUACACGUGUACCACGGGCGACAGGUGUAAAUUUCCCGCAAACCCAAAAAUGCACUCCUCUCAUUGGGAAAUUGAACUUUGAUGGCAAGUUUGAGAACUUGAUGCAACAGCUAUGCGGCAAUGUAGUUGUUUGUGCCGACCUCGGAAUUGCAUCGGAGUUAGCUAAAGCUUACAAGUUAAUCGGUAUCACCAUCGAUGGCGAUCGAGCUGAUACGCGUGGGGUUAUCUCUGGGGGUUAUCGUGAUCACAAGAAGUCUAGACUCCAAGCUCUUCAGUUGGAAGCCAAGAGUAAGGGAGAUUAUGCGGAAGCCUCGCAAGCGUAUUCAAGUUUGAGGAAGAAUAUUGACGAAGUUCUGGCAGAGUUGACAUCAUUACACAACCAGCAUCAAUUGGUUAGCAGAGAAUUGAAUCAGUUUGAUGAAUCAAGAGAACCUAAGAGGUUAGAGUUGGUAAGAGUAAAAUCUGAAAUUGUCAGCGCGGAGCAAAGUCUUCAAGAUCUACGCUUGCAAGAAGGAUCAUUGAAACUGGUCAUGACAACCUUGAGCAACACUUUGCAGGAGUACAAAGCUGAGUUAACCAGUGAUUUUGAUAAAGCAUUGAGCCCUGCUGAAUCCGAGCAGAUUCAAAGACUCACCGCCCAAAUCGAAGAUUAUGAAUCUCAACUAGAUGAAGUCGUAUCUGAAUCUAAUAAAAUGGAGGAACUGAUGCUGUCGUUCGAAACAGAAAUUCUGCGAAUUUUGCAACCGAAACUACAAAAGUUGUACGCAAGGCAAGCUGAGCUCGAAGUAACUAUAAAGCUGCCUUCAGAGAUUGCAGAUCUCGAACUGCACCUAUCAGCUUUGGAAAAAAAGAUUGACGACACUAAAGAUCGUCUCAUGGUUGUUUCAAAUGACAGUGAGAAAUUGAAGAAGGAAAUAUCCACUUCCGAAGAGAACUUGAAUAAACUGAAUGCGCUCCAGCUCAAGAUGAUUGCUCUGAUUGAAGAAUUAACUAAAACUUCUGGGAUUAUGCUUAGUAAAAAAGCAACUCUCGAACAACGGCAGGAUGAACUUAAUGUGAAAGUCCGCGAACUUGGAGUUCUACCAGAGGAAGCGUUCAACAAAGAGACGUAUGGACGAGUCAGCUCAAACGACAUGCUCAAGGAACUCAAAAGUAUCAAUGAAAAACUUGUUGAAUUUUCCCAUAUCAACAAGAAGGCUUUGGAACAGUUCCACAAUUUCACUCGUCAAAGUGAAGAUCUCAAUGCGCGUCGUGACGAGUUAACAACGGCUAAAACCCUGAUUGAAAAAUUGAUGCUGGACUUGAAUCAUCAAAAAGAAACAGCUAUUAUAACAAGUUUCCAAAAAAUUGCUGAAGCAUUCACCAAAAUUUUCUCCAAGCUUGUGCCGCGCGGUUCCGCUCGGCUAGAACUAGCCCGGCAAAGUUCAGAUUCAGCUACCGAGGAGUCUCAUGAUUUGACUGGAGAAGAGUUAAUGGAGAACUACCUGGGGGUUUCCAUAAUUGUUUCAUUUAACUCACAGCAGGACGAGCAGCAACAUAUUGAACAACUUCUGGGUGGUCAAAAGUCGCUAUGUGCAAUCGCACUAAUAUUCGCUAUACAGAUAUCAGACCCUGCUCCAUUUUACUUACUAGAUGAAAUCGAUGCCAAUUUGGAUCAACAAUAUCGCUCAUCGGUAGCGCUCAUGAUCAAAAAGCUUUCCAACGAUGCACAAUUCAUUUGUACAACUUUCCGACCUGAAAUGAUACAAAGCGCCGACAAGUUUUACGGUGUCAUGUACUCCAACAAAGUCAGCACUAUAGAGGAGGUCAGUAAGGAGGAAGCAUUGAACUUUGUUGAUAUAUAA
Diutina rugosa is the source of this 3594-nucleotide messenger RNA. RefSeq names its product cohesin subunit (gene SMC3). Gene Ontology annotation, cellular component: chromosome. The record is from RefSeq and is a predicted model, not a curated record. NCBI's taxonomy places the organism in Eukaryota, Fungi, Ascomycota, Pichiomycetes, Serinales, Debaryomycetaceae. Gene Ontology annotation, molecular function: ATP binding; ATP hydrolysis activity; double-stranded DNA binding. The transcript has a single exon. Gene Ontology annotation, biological process: mitotic sister chromatid cohesion. Bases 1 to 3594 code for a protein of 1197 amino acids.